This is a messenger RNA of Solanum pennellii, 1216 nucleotides long. RefSeq lists its product as uncharacterized. The transcript has 8 exons. The record is from RefSeq and is a predicted model, not a curated record. The coding region runs from base 198 to 905 and encodes 235 amino acids. NCBI's taxonomy places the organism in Eukaryota, Viridiplantae, Streptophyta, Magnoliopsida, Solanales, Solanaceae. Gene Ontology annotation, molecular function: oxidoreductase activity.
UACAAUUGAUCAAUGAAGUCCGAAAUACAUAGUGUAUAUUUUAAGUUUUCCUAAGUCCAUUUUCACAUCACACCAAACUCCUAAAUUUUUACCCUUUUUUCCUUUGAAAAAAUUAUUCCUAUUCAAGAUUUGAUUUCAUCAGAAUUAAGAAGAAGCAAAUUCUGGUUAAGGCCCCAAAAGAGUCUUUCCUAAUUUAUAUGCUUCCAUUGAAUCUCCGAAAAUUCCUAAUUUCUCCGAGGUUCCUGCAUCGAUUAAUGGCCACCAACUGUGGAAAGAAGUUUAUCCGAAUUGAUAUCAGUUCGGAUACUGUGUGCCCCUGGUGCUUUGUGGGGAAAAAGAACCUUGAUAAAGCUAUAGCGUUAACCAGUGAUCAGUAUGAUUUUGAGAUUAAGUGGCAUCCAUUUCUUCUCAACCCUUCUGCACCUAAAGAAGGGAUUAACAAGAAAGAUUACUACAGAAAUAAGUUUGGAUCUCGCUCUGAACAAAUGAUGUCAAGAAUGUCGGAGGUUUUUAAGGGCCUUGGGAUGGAAUACAACAUGUCAGGACUUACGGGAAGUAGUCUGGACAGCCACAGGCUACUAUAUUUCGCAGGACAGCAGGGGCUUGACAAGCAAAAUAAUCUUGCUGAGGAGCUUUUUCUCGGCUAUUUCACACAGGGAAGGUAUAUAGGUGACAGAGAAUUUCUUAUUGAAGCUGCAAGAAAGGUUGGUGUGGAAGGAGCAGCUGACUUCCUUGAAGAUCCCAAUAAUGGGCUAAAGGAGGUGAAUGAAGAGCUUCAGCAACACUCAUCAAAUAUAUCAGGCGUCCCACAUUUUGUGCUAAAUGGCAAGUACCAGUUGAGCGGUGGCCAACCUCCAGAGAGUUUCAUCCAAGCUUUUCAAGCUGCUUCAAAUGUCACAGCAUAGUUCAUCUCCAACUUCAUCUAAGAGUCUUUCUACCUAUUUUGAAGUUGUAUGCCCACUGGAUAGAUACCGGUGACUCUUCUUAAAGUGAAAUAUUCGAUCAGUAUUAUAUAUGCCUGUACUCUAGUUUAAGUAAAUAUUGUGGAUGAUUUCCCAAUGGAUGUGAAAAGAUGACAUAAUAAUAAAAUCCACCUAGAAUAUUGACAGUAUGUGCUCGUGGCGACUUAAUUGUACUGCAGUAAUUACUUCUGUUUUAAUUUCCAUUGAAGGUUGAGAGAUUUAUGUGACAUAAUUGAAAUGAUAUUUGCAUCGUA